AUGGCUUCCAGUAUGUCGGUGAGGAGUUACUCUGUGAGUCGUCAGCCCUCCUUUUCCAGUCGUUCUCUGAUUGAUACCGGCCGCGCUCGCUCCCGUGCUUCAGUCUCUUUCACAGCAGCUAGUCCACUGACCCGUUCAGCUUCUUUCAGCCAGGACCUCAAUGGCCCAUUCAGCCUCCAUCUUAAUGGCCUGCAUGGCAACAGCACCAAUGAGAAAGAAGCUAUGCAGAGUCUCAACAACCGCCUGGCCAACUACCUGGACAAGGUGCGGACACUGGAGCGCUCCAACGCAGACCUGGAGAUGAAGAUCAAACAGCUGAUGCUCGACCGCAUUCCCAAAGGCCACGACCUCGAUUCCAUGAUGGCCCAAGCUCAUGCAGUCGAGCAAGAGGUGAGGAAGAGGACGCUGGAAAAUGCUCGUCUCAUGUUAGAGAUCGAUAAUGCUAAACUGGCUGCUGAUGACUUCAGAAUCAAGUGGGAGACGGAGCUGGUGAUGUGUCAGUCUGUGGAGCGAGAUUGUGUUGCUCUGAAAAAGGCCAAGACCGAGCACGAGCAGAUCAUUGCCUCUCUGAGGGGAGAUCUGGACAGCCUGAAAGAAGAACUUUACUUCCUCAAGAAAAACCAUGAAGAGGAACUUGAGCAGAUGAAGUCUCGUCUUGCCAAAGAUGAGGUAAACGUGGAGGUGGACUCUGCCAGCGGGCCAGAGCUUGGCACCAUUCUGUCUGAACUACGUUCCCAGUAUGAAGGGAUUGUCAAGAAGAACAAGGAAGAGACAGAGCAGUGGUACCGCAAGAAGCUGGAGACGGUGCAGAAUGAGGUGAAGGAGAGCAACGAGGCUCUGAGAAGUGCCCAGAGCGAGCUGACCGAGAGGCAGCGUUUCCUGCAGACCCUGGAGGUGGAGCUGGAGAGUCUGCACAAGCAGAUUGCAGCGCUGGAAGGUAACCUGGCUGAGACAGGUCAGAAGUACUCUGCUGAGAUGGAAAAGCUGCAGGUCACCCUGAGCCAGCUGGAGGACCACCUGUCCCAGCUCAGACUAGAGAUGCAGCGCACCAAGACUGACUACGAGCAGCUCCUCCGCAUCAAGCAAAAUCUGGAAAUGGAGAUUGCUACCUACAGGCGCUUACUGGAGGGAGAGGAAACAGUCAAAGAAGUUCCUCCUCCACCAAAAAAGGAGCCAGAUGUUCGCACCAGGAAGAUUGUGAAGGUGGUGACUCAGACAAUGGUCAAUGGCAAAGUGGUGGACGAAUCCAGCGAGGUGGAGCAGAUUGAGGAGACCAAGAAAUAGAAGGAGGAACGAAGAGGACAUGGAGAUAAAACAAAUUAAAACCCGAGAAUGGCACAGUGAUUUGCAAAACAAAAAGAAAGAGAGAGGAAGAAGUGAAAAAAAAACAUUAGAGAUUAGAUCAGAGUACUGCACAACAGCUGUGGA
This is a messenger RNA of Monopterus albus (swamp eel), 1428 nucleotides long. RefSeq names its product keratin, type I cytoskeletal 18-A. The record is from RefSeq and is a predicted model, not a curated record. Gene Ontology annotation, molecular function: structural molecule activity. Lineage: Eukaryota; Metazoa; Chordata; Actinopteri; Synbranchiformes; Synbranchidae. Gene Ontology annotation, cellular component: cytoskeleton. The transcript is spliced from 9 exons. Bases 1 to 1284 code for a protein of 427 amino acids.